GUUGGCACUGCACAGAUCGGCGUUGGGGGUCUCCAGGCCUUUGGGUUGGACCAGUGCCCUCGCCGACGGCACCCCUGCCGGCAGGCCCCAACCGCAUCAGCAGGCACCAUGGCCGCACGGGCGGGCAUGCUUGCCAAGCUGUUUGACCCGCUGGUGGCCAUGAUGGCACCGCGGUACCAGGCUGCUGUGGGCAAGGAGCUGAUCAAGUACGGUCUGCGGUACGAGGACCUGUACGACCCGCAGCUGGACCUGGAUGUGGACGAGGCGCUCAAGCGGCUGCCCCAGGACGUGCUGGAUGCGCGCAACCAGCGGCUGAAGCGCGCGCACGACCUCAACAUGAAGCACAGCGAGCUGCCCAAGGACCUGCAGCAGCUGCAGACACCCUACUCCUUCUACCUCAAGGACGCGCUGGAGCUGGUGAGGCUGGAGAGCGACGAGCGGCUGGCACUGGGCGCCGGCAAGCCUUACGAGCGCCACUUCCCCUAGGGUGGCAGCAGCGUGCACCCCUCCUCCUGUGACGCUCCCUGGAGAUAGCUGCCCGCAGCCCGCAGCCCCUGCCCCUGCCCCUUUGGCUGCUACAGCAGAUGGUGGGCUGCAGCUGGCAGACAGCUGGCCAGGCGACAGCGGCACCCAAGUGGCAUGCUGACGCUGCCGGCCGCUGCGAGC
Chlorella variabilis is the source of this 666-nucleotide messenger RNA. RefSeq lists its product as hypothetical. NCBI's taxonomy places the organism in Eukaryota, Viridiplantae, Chlorophyta, Trebouxiophyceae, Chlorellales, Chlorellaceae. The transcript is spliced from 5 exons. The record is from RefSeq and is a predicted model, not a curated record. Gene Ontology annotation, biological process: mitochondrial electron transport, ubiquinol to cytochrome c. Bases 109 to 486 code for a protein of 125 amino acids.